Pelmatolapia mariae (spotted tilapia) is the source of this 4699-nucleotide messenger RNA. Its product is annotated as scavenger receptor cysteine-rich type 1 protein M130-like. Gene Ontology annotation, cellular component: plasma membrane. The record is from RefSeq and is a predicted model, not a curated record. Gene Ontology annotation, biological process: zymogen activation. The transcript has 22 exons. NCBI's taxonomy places the organism in Eukaryota, Metazoa, Chordata, Actinopteri, Cichliformes, Cichlidae. The coding region runs from base 8 to 4699 and encodes 1563 amino acids. Gene Ontology annotation, molecular function: serine-type endopeptidase activity.
CCUGGACAUGGAUCACCUGCUGCUGCUGCUCCUGCUGUGGAGCUCAGGAGUGAAGCCUGAAGGAGAGCACAGUUCAACAGGGCCUGGCGAUGUCAGGUUGGUGGGAGGAGCCAGUCGCUGUGCAGGUACACUGGAGCUGAAACAUCUGGGAGAAUGGAGAGCAGUCAGUAGCUCAUACUAUGCUGUGAACGCGAAAGUAGCAGCCGUCUUCUGUGAACAUCUGGACUGUGGCUCUGUUGUUAAUGUAGGAAAGAGAUACGAGUCCUCAUCGAGAUCCGUGUGGCAGAUCAAAUUUAACUGUGUUGAUCCCAGAUCUGCUCUGAGGAAUUGUACAACAUCAGCUGAAUCUUCCCACAUUCUGGAUGCCACCUGUUCAGACUCUGUCAGGCUGCUGAAUGGUUCCAGUCUGUGUUCAGGCAGACUGCAGGUGAAGUCUAACCAGAGAUGGUCCUCAGUGUGUGAAGCUGACUUUGACCUGCAGGAUGCAGAGGUGGUCUGUAGGGAGCUUGGCUGUGGGCCUCCUUCGCUCCUCCAGGGGGCGCUCUAUGGAGAAGUGGAGGCUCCAGUGUGGAGCAGAGAGUUCCAGUGUGGAGGCCAUGAGUCUGCUCUCCUGGACUGUAGAAGCUCAGGCUCAGCUAGAAGCAGCUGCUCACCUGGCAAAGCUGCUGGACUCACCUGCUCAGAGCCUGUCAGGUUGGUGGGAGGAGCCAGUCGCUGUGGAGGUACACUGCAGUUCAACCAUCUGGGAGAAUGGAGACCAGUGGAUGGGUUUUACUCUAACUGGACUCUGAAGUCAGCAGCUGUUGUCUGUGAACAUCUGGACUGUGGGUCUGCUGUUUAUGCAGAAAAGACAGAAGGGAUGCAUUUCAGAGCUCGAUCUGUGUGGUCAGUGGAACCUGACUGUAUUCAGUCUGUCUCUGCUCUGAGAGCGUGUUUAACAUCAUAUGUUGGAGAUCAUUUUGUUGUGGCAAUGUCCCCUGGCAGCAUGCAUCUCACCUGUUCAGACUCUGUCAGGCUGCUGAAUGGUUCCAGUCUGUGUUCAGGCAGACUGCAGGUGAAGUCUAACCAGAGAUGGUCCUCAGUGUGUGAAGCUGACUUUGACCUGCAGGAUGCAGAGGUGGUCUGUAGGGAGCUUGGCUGUGGGCCUCCUUCGCUCCUCCAGGGGGCGCUCUAUGGAGAAGUGGAGGCUCCAGUGUGGAGCAGAGAGUUCCAAUGUGGAGGCCAUGAGUCUGCUCUCCUGGACUGUAGAAGCUCAGGCUCAGCUAGAAGCAGCUGCUCACCUGGCAAAGCUGCUGGACUCACCUGCUCAGAGCCUGUCAGGUUGGUGGGAGGAGCCAGUCGCUGUGCAGGUACACUGGAGCUGAAACACCUGGGAGAAUGGAGACCAGUGGAAGCUUUUAGCUGGACCCUGAAGGAAGCAGCUGUUUUCUGUCAACAUCUGGACUGUGGCUCUGCUGUUUUUGUAGGAAAGAGAGAUGAUUACCGCCACUCAGGAGAUCGUAUGAGGAUCAACCCUGACUGUGUUCAUUCUGGCUCUGCCCUGAGAGAGUGUGCAACAGUAGUUUCCAGUUACAGUUACACCCUGGAUCUCACCUGCUCUGACUCUGUCAGGCUGCUGAAUGGUUCCAGUCUGUGUUCAGGCAGACUGCAGGUGAAGUCUAACCAGAGAUGGUCCUCAGUGUGUGAAGCUGACUUUGACCUGCAGGAUGCAGAGGUGGUCUGUAGGGAGCUUGGCUGUGGGCCUCCUUCGCUCCUCCAGGGGGCGCUCUAUGGAGAAGUGGAGGCUCCAGUGUGGAGCAGAGAGUUCCAGUGUGGAGGCCAUGAGUCUGCUCUCCUGGACUGUAGAAGCUCAGGCUCAGCUAGAAGCAGCUGCUCACCUGGCAACGCUGCUGGACUCACCUGCUCAGACUCUGAUGUCAGGUUGGUGGGAGGAGCCAGUCGCUGUGGAGGUACACUGGAGGUGAAACACCUGGGAGAAUGGAGACCAGUGGAUGGCUCUGAUUGGACCCUGAAGGAAGCAGCUGUUGUCUGUGAACAUCUGGACUGUGGCUCUGCAGUUUAUGUAGGAGAGAGAGGGGAGUCCUCAUACAGAUCCGUGUGGGAGAUCAAACCAGACUGUGUUCGCUUUCGAUCUGGUCAAAUCGAGUGUGCAAAAUCAACUUUUGUAUCCUCCAUCCUGGAUCUCACCUGCUCUGACUCUGUCAGGCUGCUGAAUGGUUCCAGUCUGUGUUCAGGCAGACUGCAGGUGAAGUCUAACCAGAGAUGGUCCUCAGUGUGUGAAGCUGACUUUGACCUGCAGGAUGCAGAGGUGGUCUGUAGGGAGCUUGGCUGUGGGCCUCCUUCGCUCCUCCAGGGGGCGCUCUAUGGAGAAGUGGAGGCUCCAGUGUGGAGCAGAGAGUUCCAGUGUGGAGGCCAUGAGUCUGCUCUCCUGGACUGUAGAAGCUCAGGCUCAGCUAGAAGCAGCUGCUCACCUGGCAAAGCUGCUGGACUCACCUGCUCAGAGCCUGAUGAAGUCAGGUUGGUGGGAAAAGCCAGUCACUGUGGAGGUACACUGGAGAUAAAACAUGUGAGAGAAUGGAGACCAGUAGACUUCUAUAACUGGACCCUGAAGAAAGCAGCUGUGGUCUGUGAACAUCUGGACUGUGGCUCUGCUGUCUCUGUACGAGAGAGAAAGUCCCCACGGAGAUUCGUAUGGUCUAUCAGACCUGACUGUUUUCAGUCCGGAUCUAAGUUGGGGGAUUGUUUACGACUGUUACCCUCUACCACCAUCCUCAAUCUCACCUGCUUAGACUCUGUCAGGCUGCUGAAUGGUUCCAGUCUGUGUUCAGGCAGACUGCAGGUGAAGUCUAACCAGAGAUGGUCCUCAGUGUGUGAAGCUGACUUUGACCUGCAGGAUGCAGAGGUGGUCUGUAGGGAGCUUGGCUGUGGGCCUCCUUCGCUCCUCCAGGGGGCGCUCUAUGGAGAAGCGGAGGCUCCAGUGUGGAGCAGAGAGUUCCAGUGUGGAGGCCAUGAGUCUGCUCUCCUGGACUGUAGAAGCUCAGGCUCAGCUAGAAGCAGCUGCUCACCUGGCAAAGCUGUUGGACUCACCUGCUCAGAGCCUGUCAGGUUGGUGGGAGGAGCCAGUCGCUGUGCAGGUACACUAGAGGUGAAACACCUGGGAGAAUGGAGACCAGUGGAUGACAAUGGUUGGACCAUGAAGCCAGCAGCUGUUGUCUGUGAACAUCUGGACUGUGGCUCUGCUGUUUCUGUAGGACUGAUAUUUAAGUCAUAUGGAUCUGUUUGGAGGAUCAACCCUGACUGUGUUCAGUCUGGAUCUCCUCUGAGGGAGUGUGCAAUAUCAUGGUCCUCUUCCUCUAUCCUUGAUCUCACCUGUUCAGCUAGUUAUGGGAGACUGCGGCACCCACGAUGUGCAGAUUAUCUAGCUGGCAGUCUGAGACACUGGAAACAUGAACAUUAUGGAACUAUUGUCUCUGCAGACUCUGUCAGGCUGCUGAAUGGUUCCAGUCUGUGUUCAGGCAGACUGCAGGUGAAGUCUAACCAGAGAUGGUCCUCAGUGUGUGAAGCUGACUUUGACCUGCAGGAUGCAGAGGUGGUCUGUAGGGAGCUUGGCUGUGGGCCUCCUUCGCUCCUCCAGGGGGCGCUCUAUGGAGAAGUGGAGGCUCCAGUGUGGAGCAGAGAGUUCCAGUGUGGAGGCCAUGAGUCUGCUCUCCUGGACUGUAGAAGCUCAGGCUCAGCUAGAAGCAGCUGCUCACCUGGCAAAGCUGCUGGACUCACCUGCUCAGAGCCUGUCAGGUUGGUGGGAGGAGCCAGUCGCUGUGGAGGUACACUAGAGGUGAAACACCUGGGAGAAUGGAGACCAGUGAUUGGCUCUGACUGGCCUCUGAAGGCAGCAGGUGUCUUCUGUGAGCAUCUGAACUGUGGCUCUGCUGUUUCUCUUGGACAGAAACAGUCCUCAUACAGAUUUGUGUUGAAGAUCAAUCCUGAUUGUUUCAAGCUGAGAUCUUCCCUAAGGGAAUGUGUAGAACCAUCUUACUCUUCCUCUGUGCUCAAUGUCACCUGUUCAGACCUGCUGGCUCAGCCAAACAUUAUUGUCCCCACCUCCAUGGACGGGGUCUCCGAGGCACAGCAGCAGGGGCUUCAGGUGUCCAGGGCAUACAACUACACCCAGCCAGCUGUCAAUCACUCUGCCCACUUCCUGUUUCCUGUCACAGAGCCCGCCCACCAAGGAAACUACAGCUGCUUUUAUCAUGUUUAUGUUUUUUCUCAUAACUUCUCCUCUGAGAGCCGCCUGCUGUCCGUGACUGUCUCAUUAGAGCACCUCUUCACCAAACAGUAUGAUGCGGUGUUUCCCGAAAUCAAGACGUGCUUCAGCUUGAGUGAGGAAGGGAUGCCCAAGCAGCACCUCAUUUCCUGCUAUAUCUGCCACCAGGAAAUCAACAUCCACCUGUCGAUUGUUGAUACUGACAGUGUGUUUGAUCCCACAGAUCAUCCAGAUCCCAGAGGCUUCAACAUCAGAGCGCUCGUCCUUACACUGAUCCUGCUGUUGGAGAACGUUGUCCUGUAUUUCUACUGUAAGGCCAGCAGGGGGCAGAAGCUGGGCAGAUGGGAGAACAACAAGCUGGUUAACCGUAACUUUGGUGUUGGUGCAGCUGAAGAGGGGCCGGCUGAAGAGGAAGGAGCUCAUCUCAUAUCCAGAUGA